This is a messenger RNA of Leptopilina boulardi, 13912 nucleotides long. It is a transcript of the gene kst, whose product is annotated as spectrin alpha chain. The transcript has 10 exons. Gene Ontology annotation, molecular function: actin filament binding; phospholipid binding. The record is from RefSeq and is a predicted model, not a curated record. Gene Ontology annotation, cellular component: plasma membrane; cell junction; cell projection. NCBI's taxonomy places the organism in Eukaryota, Metazoa, Arthropoda, Insecta, Hymenoptera, Figitidae. Gene Ontology annotation, biological process: actin cytoskeleton organization. Bases 796 to 13236 code for a protein of 4146 amino acids.
UCGGUAUAAAGCCCAGUAGUGGCCCAGUACCGAAGAAAUAUGUAUGUUUUAUGUUUGAUUUAUUUUUAAUACCAAUUAUAUACACUCCAGAUAACGAAAAAUAAAUGUAUUUAAAAAGGAAAAGGAGAGAAUAUAAUAGGAAAUAUAGAAUACAUAAUUUAAAGAUUAAUUUUUCUAAAUAUAUAUCUGCAUAGUUGUUAACAAGGAAAAGAGGACAAAAGUUGAGAUUGGCAGGACAUACUAUAUAGAGAUUGGUGAAAGGCUCUUUGGGUCUAAGGGGGACACAGUAAACAGUAGGUUGGGUAGAAUGCGGUAGAAUCGAAAAUAGAAGAUGAGUUCUCAACAGCUGGUUAUGCUGGUAGUCAUGCCAUCCCCGCUUCUUACCGCGUAUUGUCGCUAGUGUGUGAAUUCGCAACACAGUUGAGUUACAGAUAUUUGUUCCGCGUAAUGUGCAAUCGAAGUAACUAGUGACUAACAUUCUUCCUGUUUUAUUAAAGUGAUUUUCAUUAUUUUUCAUAUACAAUGUGCGUGUAAGUGAAGUUUGAAACGACUAAAAAAACGUAUUUACUGCUACUGGGUGUGUGAGUGUGUGUAUGCUCCAAAAAGUGCAUACCGGUUUUAAUUUAGGAUACUUUUGCUAAUUUACUCUCAUUCUUACAAGAUUCGCCCAUCAAAAGAAGGGCACAGUAUGAACCCAGAGUUUGACGAAACGUCGGACCUCAAACAAAUUGAUAUUCAUACAAACACCUUUUCAUUUAUCCACUGCCAAAACAUCAACUACAGAUUCAGAGGAGAAUGACUCAAAGGGAGGACGUUCUUAAAUUUGAGCAAGGUCGAAUUAAGGCCUUGCAAGAAGAGCGUCUUCAUAUUCAAAAAAAGACAUUCACAAAAUGGAUAAAUUCAUUUUUAUUAAAGGCUCGCAUGGAGGUAGAAGAUCUUUUUACAGAUCUAGCAGAUGGAAAAAAACUUUUAAAACUACUCGAAAUCAUUUCCGGUGAGCGUUUGGCCAAACCUAAUAAUGGACGGAUGCGAGUACACAAGAUUGAAAAUGUCAAUAAGUCUUUGGCAUUUUUACACACGAAGGUUCGACUGGAAAGUAUUGGAGCAGAAGAUAUUGUAGAUCGAAACCCACGUUUAAUUUUGGGUUUAAUUUGGACUAUAAUUUUAAGGUUCCAAAUUCAAGAAAUUGAAAUUGAUGUUGAUGAAGAAAAUGAGAGUAGUGAGAAAAAAUCUGCAAAAGAUGCUCUUCUUCUUUGGUGUCAGAGAAAGGCAAAUGGAUAUAAUGGAGUUAAUAUUCAAGACUUUACCGUUUCUUGGAGAAGUGGUCUUGGCUUUAAUGCUCUCAUUCAUGCGCAUAGACCAGAUCUUUUUAAUUGGACGGAACUUCAGCAAGGUAAACACAUUGACAAUCUUAAUCAUGCAUUUGACAUGGCAAAUUCAGAAUUGGGCAUUCCUCGUUUACUUGACGCUGAGGAUGUUGACACAGCAAGACCUGAUGAAAAAUCAAUUAUCACCUAUGUUGCAUCUUAUUAUCAUACAUUUGCCCGUAUGAAAAAUGAAAUAAAAAGUGGUAAAAGAAUUGCAAAUAUCGUUGGACAAAUGAUGGACGCUGAUAAAAUGAAAGUACAUUAUGAAAAAUUGACAACCGAUCUUUUGGAAUGGAUUAAAAUGAAAACAAAAAUUUUAGAAAAUCGUGAUUUUCCAAAUUCACUUGAAGGCAUACAACGUGAACUUUUAUCAUUUAAACAAUAUCGUACAAUUGAAAAACCACCAAAAUAUAAGGAACGAUCAGAAAUUGAAGCAUUAUUUUUUCAUAUAAAUACACAAUUAAAAUCGUUAAAUCAACCGGCGUUUGUACCACAGGAAGGACAAUUGGUUAAUGAUAUUGAGAGAAAUUGGGUGGAAUUGGAAAGAUCGGAGCAUCGUAGGGAAGUUGCGUUAAGAACUGAGUUACUGCGACAGGAGAGAUUGGAACAAUUGAAUUAUAAAUUUGAAAGAAAGAGUGUUUUGCGAGAAGGUUAUUUGAAGGAAAUGAUUCAAGUUUUAUCGGAUCCAAGAUAUGGGAGUAAUCUUACGCAAGUUGAUGCGACAGUUAAGAAGCAUGAAGCAAUUAGUGCCGAUAUAUUGGCGCGAGAAGAACGUUUUCACGAUUUAACGAACAUGUCCGAUGAGCUAGUCAGAGAAAAAUAUCACGGAUUGGAAAAUGUACGUAGUAGAGAGCAGGAAGUUUUGCAAAGGUGGAAGGAACUUUUGAAAUUACUCGGUCAUCAUAAAACAAAUCUUGCGGCUUUAAGUUCUCUCAUGAAUCUAAUGAGAGAAAUUGACACCACAUUGGCAACUAUUUUGGAAUUGCAAUUCAAUUUCCAGAGUAUGGACGUGGGACCACAUUUAUUGGGAGUUGAGGAUUUACUACAGAAACAUAGUCUACAGGAAUUACAAGUGACAGCCCUGGGGGAAAAUCAAAGAAGACUUGGCAGACAAGCGAUUCAAUAUCUCAACGAGCCUUUAAGUAAAGAGGCACUGAUGCUGCAGGAAAAAUUAAAUCAUCUCAAUCACGCUUAUCAAGGACUUACAGAAAAUUCCAAGGAACGUAAAACUCGGCUGGAGGAUGCGAGGAAUUUUUUUCAUUUUCUUCAAGAUCACGAGGACGAGGAAUCAUGGUUAAUUGAAAAGCAAAGAAUUUGCAAAGCUGGAAUAUCGGCGAAAGAUUUGAGAGCUGUUAUUUCGUUGCAACAGAAACAUAAAGUUUUACAAGACGAGAUGAAAGUUCGUAGGCCAAAGUCUGAACAGCUUGUGAAUGUUGGUAAGAAAUUGAUAGACGACAGUCAUUCUUCGGCGAUUGAAAUUCAAAAUAGAAUUGACUCACUUCAGGAGCAUUGGAAAGUUUUGGAGGAAUUGACCGCAUUGAGAAAGAAACAACUCGACGAGGCUGCAGAGGCUUUUCAAUUUUAUGCCGAUGCAAAUGAGGCCGAUUCUUGGAUGAAUGAAAAAUUAACUCUCGUUGCAUCGGAAGAUUUUGGAGUCGAUGAACCCAGUUCUCAGGCACUUUUACAAAGGCACAAGGAUCUUCAGGGAGAAUUGAAUGCCUAUAAAGGAGAUGUACAAUCACUGAAUCUCCAAGCUGAGAAACUGAUUAAAGCUGGAAUUUCCACACUUGAAUUAUCAGCCGAUCCAAAACCGGUCGCCGAGCUGGAACAAGAGGAAUGGAGUAAAGAAAUUCGUCUACUUCCACAAGAUGAAUGGAUCGAUGAAAUUGUCGAGCGUCUAGAAUGCAGAACAAUACUUGAAGACAGACUUGUGCCUCAAGUGAAAAGUCUCUAUCCGUUCAGUGGUCAAGGAAUGCAUAUGUACAAAAGUGAAGUCAUGUAUUUACUGAAUAAAACAAAUCCCGAUUGGUGGAGUGUUAGAAAAAGUGAUGGUAACGAUGGUUUUGUACCUGCAAAUUACGUUCGUGAAAUUGAACCAAAAGUGAUACAGGUCCAAGUGAAGAAACCCGAAAAAGUGAGAGUAACACAGAGAGUAAAAAAAACCCGAAUGGUUAAACAAGUUGUUCCUGUAAGAAGAGUAAAAUCCAUAAAAUCAACUGUAAAACCAAUUAAACGUUCGCAAACUGUUAAUAAUAGUGACAGUGUUGAGAAACGUAUAAGAAAAAUUGACGACACCUACAGUCAAUUACAAAAAUUAGCCGUUAAUCGUCAUUUAUUACUGGAGGAUGCUAUUCGACUUUAUGGAUUCUAUCGUGAGUGUGAUGAUUUUGAAAAAUGGAUUAAAGAUAAAGAGAAAAUGUUACGUACAGAUGAUUCACGUGACAAUGUUGAAUCGGCAAAGAGGAAAUAUGAAAAAUUUUUAACCGAUUUAUCAGCAUCCGGAAAACGUGUCGAGGCAAUUGAUAGUGCCGUUGAGGAUUUUGUGAAACAAGGCCAUAGUCAAUUGGAUAAAGUAAAAGCAAGACAAAAACAUAUCAAUCAAUUGUGGAAUCAUUUAAAUUGGUUAAAGGCUCAAAAGGAAAAAAGUCUCGAAGGUGCUUCGAGUGUUGAAUUAUUUAAUAGAACUUGUGAUGAAGCACACGAUUGGAUGUUGGAAAAAAUCACACAAUUAGACACUGCCGAAUUGGGACCGGAUUUAAAAACAGUUCAAGCUUUACAAAGAAGACAUCAACAUUUGGAAAGAGAAUUAGCGCCAGUUGAGGAAAAAAUUCGUAAAGUAAAUUUAUUGGCAAACAGUGUAAAAAGUUCGUAUCCUAAUGAACUUAGUAAUGUGAAUAUGAGACAAAAUGAAAUUAGAGAUUUAUGGCAUAAAGUGCAAACAAAAGCUAAAGAGAGACGAUCACGUUUAGAAGAUGCUGUUGGUCAACAAAUAUUUAUGAACAGUUCCAAAAAUCUUAUUAAUUGGGCUACUGAUAUUCAAGAUACAAUUAAACACGAGGAGCCCGUUAGGGAUGUGGAAACUGCUGAAAAAUUACGCAAAUUACAUACCGAAUUGGGAGAGGAAGUAAAAGCACACGAGGAUGAAUUCCGCGAGGUAGAAGAACUUGGAACUCAACUUUUGUAUCGUAAUUCCUCUCUAUUGGAAAUUAAAGAUAGACUGGGAAAAUUAUCCGGUUUGUAUCAAACCGUAUCUUCUGAUUGGACAACAAAAGAUCGUUGGUUACGACAAUGUUUGGAAUUACAACAAUUUAAUCGUGAAUCAGAUCAAAUUGACGCCACGACAAGUUCUCAUCAAGCAUUUUUGGAAUUUUCAAAUCUAGGCGAAUCAUUGGAUGAUGUUGAGGCAUUAUUGAAGCAACAUGAGAAAUUUGAAAAUACUCUUCACGCACAGGAUGAUAGGCUAAAGGCAUUUAGUGACACUGCUGAUAAAUUGAUACAACAAAAUCAUUACGAUCAACAUUACAUUAAUGAUAAAAGAAAACAAGUAAUUGCACGAAGAUUAUUUGUUAAAGAAGCAGCACAACAACGACGUACAGCGUUAAAAGCCUCUGAAUAUUAUCAACAAUUUUCCGCUGAAUUGGACGAUUUAAAAGAUUGGUUGGGAGAUAAAAUGAAAACAGCAUCCGAUGAAAGUUAUCGUGAUUUAAAUAAUUUAGAACGAAAACUACAAAAACACGAAGCCUUUGAAAGAGAAUUAAGAGCAAAUGAAGGUCAAUUGAGAGCUGUUAAUAAAGCCGGAAAGGCAUUAAUAUCCGAAGAGAACUACAGAUCGGACAAUGUUGGAAGAACUCUAAAAGACUUAAAUGCUCAAUGGGAUCAAUUGGUAUCACUUUCAUUAGAAAAAGGUCGUCGUUUAAGACAAGCAGCAUGUCAACAUGGUUAUAAUCGAACAAUUGAAGAUGCAAGAACAAAAUUAGAAGAAAUUGAAAAUGGUCUACAAAGUAAACAAGUUGGUACAGAUUUAAGAAGUUGUAAAGAAUUAUUGAAAAAAUAUCACCUACUUGAAAGUGAGCUUACACAAUGGGAACAAAAAAUAGAUGAUUUAGUUGCAGUUGGUUAUGAAAUGGCUCAUGAAGGUCAUUUUGAUGCGGAUAAUAUUUUGAAAAUUAGUCAAGAUACACAGAAAAAAUUGCAUAGUUUAAAGGAACCAUUAAAAAAAAGACGUGAUGCCUUAGAAGAAAGUCUUCGUUUUCAUAAUUUUGGCUUUGAACUUGACGCUGAAUUACAUUGGAUUAAUGAUCAUUUACCACAAGCUUCUUCCACAUCCGUUGGACAAAAUUUACAUCAAACACAAUCUUUACAUAAGAAACAUAAAAAACUUGAAGCUGAAAUUAUUGGUCAUCAACAUAUGAUUGAUAAGACUCUUGCUUCUGGACAAACACUCAUCGAUCAAUUUCAUCCAGAGAAAAAUAAGAUUCGAGAAUUAUGCGAUGAUUUAACUAGUUCAUGGAAAAAUCUUCAAGACAGUGCAAAUGAACGUAGUCAUUCAUUAGAUUUAUCCCUGAGGGCACAGCAAUUUUUCUUUGAAGUUGGUGAAAUAGAAAGUUGGUUGGGUGAAAAAAAUGAUGUACUUAAUUCAACUGAUUAUGGAAGAGAUCGUGAUGCUGCGACAAAAUUACUAACGAAACAUAAAGCCCUUGAGCUUGAACUUGAUACAUACAAUGGUAUUGUUUCUGAAAUGGGACAUACUGCAUCAACAAUGAUAAAUUCAAAACAUCCCGACAGUAAAGCAAUUGCCGCUAAACAACAGAGUAUUAUCCAACAGAUACGCGCUUUACAAAGAUUGGCAACAGUGAGACAACAACGUCUCAUGGAAAGUAUGUAUCGACAUGAAUAUUUUCUCGAAAGUACCGAAUUGGAACAAUGGAUCAAGGAGCAAGAACAAUCGGCUGCUUCUGAAGAUUAUGGUCAAGAUUUUGAACAUCUUUUGAUUCUUCAAGCGAAAUUCAAUGAUUUUAAACAUAGAAUAGAAGCUGGUUCGGAGAGAUUUAAUCAAUGUGAACUAUUGGCUAAGAAAUUAAUAGCAAAUGAGAGUCCAUACAUUCAGGAUAUUGAGAAACGUCAAAAACAAUUGGGAGAUUCUUGGCAGUAUCUUCUUGGAUUGAUUAGAAAUCGUGAACAACGAAUACAAGCGGCGGGAGAAAUUCAUCGAUUUCAUAGGGAUGUUGCCGAGGCAUUGUCACGAAUACAGGAAAAAGAAGCCGCACUUCCAGAUGAUUUGGGACGUGAUUUGAAUUCAGUUCUAUCGUUAAUAAGACGUCAUGAGGGAUUUGAAAAUGAUUUAGUGGCAUUGGAGGCUCAAUUACAAGUUUUAGUGGAGGACGCCGCUAGACUACAGGUCCUAUAUCCUGGAAAUAAUGCAACUCAUAUUGAUCAACAGCAAAAAAUUGUCGUUCACAGUUGGGAGGAAUUGAAGGAACGUUCCGCACACAGAAGAGAUCAAUUGCAGGCUAGUUGUGAUCUUCAACGAUUUUUGACGCAAGUGAGAGAUUUAAUAAAUUGGGUGUCUGGACUGAGGGCUUCAAUGUCUACCGAGGAGAAAGUACGCGACGCAGCGAGUGCUCAGUGUCUAAAAGGCGAGCACGAAGCUCUAAAGGGAGAAAUCGAAGCCAGAGAAGAUAGUUUCAGUUCCGUUCUCGAUCUUGGUGAAGCAAUGGUACAAACUGGUCACUACGCUGCUACUGAAGUGGAGGAAAAAUGUAAUCUCAUGUUGGAGGAGAGGCAAAAACUUCACACCGCCUGGCAGCAAAAGAAGAUCUAUUUGGAUCAACUUAUCGAUUUACAUUUCUUCCUUCGUGACACAAAACAAUUGGAUAAUUUAUCAAUAACUCAAGAAGCCGCUUUGAAUGGCGAUAAUUUUGGAAUUUCCGUCGAAGAAGUGAAUGCACAAGUGAAAAAACACAAUGAAUUCGAGAAAGUAUUGUUAACACAGGAGGAAAAAUUAAUUGCCUUACAAGAACACGGCGAUAAACUUUUGGCACAAAAUCAUUUUGAUUCACAUACAAUUGGUAAUCGUUUGAAACAAGUUGUACAGAGACGAGGAAAAGUUUUGGAAUUGUGUAAAAUAAAGAAGAGAAAAUUAGAAGCGAGUCUUUUACAUGCUCAAUUUAUACGUGACGUUGGAGAAGCCGAAUCAUGGAUUGAGGAGAAACAAAAGAAACUCGAAGCCGAAACAUGUAAGGGAAAUGUUUCCAGUCUUGAGGAUAAAAUAAAGAAAUUGCAAAAACAUCAGGCUUUUCAGGCCGAACUCGCGGCAAAUCAGACGAAAAUCGAGGAGAUUAAAGCUAAAGGCGAGACAUUACUUUUGCAAAAGCAUCCCGCAAGUUUAGAAAUUAAACAACAGGUCGAUAAUUUAAAUUCCUCUUGGAAGAAUCUUCUCAUUGAAUCCGGUAACAGAGGUCGUGGUUUGGAAGAGGCGCAAGAUAUUUUGGAAUUUAAUAAUCAAGUAGAGAAAAUAGAGGCUUGGAUCCGAGACAAAGAGAUGAUGGUUCAAGCCGGAGAGACUGGAAAAGAUUAUGAACAUUGUUUAGGUCUACAAAGAAAACUCGACGACGUUGACAGUGACAUGAGGGUGGAUGAUGCAAGAAUUAAAGUUAUAAAUGCCCUAGCUGAUAAAUUAAUAAAACAAGGUCAAGAUAAUGAUUCGAAAGCCAUUCAACUGCAACGAGAUAAUUUUAACAAAAAAUGGAGAGGUCUACAAGGUGCCCUAUCAAAUUAUCGUGAAAUUUUAGCCGGUGCUUUGGAAAUACAUCUAUUUAAUCGUGACAUCGAUGACACGAGUCAAAGAGUCAUUGAAAAAUCAAUGCUCAUGAAUUCUUCCGAAAUAGGCAAAGAUUUAACGGACGUUGAACAUUUACAAAGAAAACAAGAAACACUCGAGAGAGAUAUGACGGCAAUAGAGGGUAAAAUAAAAGAACAUCGUAAAGAAGCGGGAAAUUUAUCAAAAAAAUAUCCGGAAAAUUCAUUGGAAAUUGAUUCAAUUUUAUCGGAACUACAAGAAAAUUGGGAUCAAUUACAACGUUUAUCGCAAACUCGUCGCGAAACAUUAAAUCAAGCUUAUACAAUUCACAAAUUUCAGGCAGAUCUUGACGAACUUGAACAAUGGGUCGCCGAUACAAUAAAACGAAUGGAUAACGCUGAAUCGUCAACAACAAUUGCAGAGGCUGAAGCAGCGCUUGAAUUACAUCAAGAAAGAAAAGCAGAAAUUGAUGGUAGAAAAGAUACAUUUGAUAUAUUACUGCAACAAGGUGAAAAGCUUACUGGCGAAAAUGUUGAGGAGAAUCUUAAUUAUAUUGAAAGAUUACGUCAAGAUUUGUUAAACGCUUGGAUUAAUAGACGACAAAAAUUAACACAAGCCCAUCAAUUACAAAUAUUCAAAGAACAAGCAACGCAAGCUGAUAAUUUCCUUGGAACAAAAGAAGCAUUUCUUAAUAAUGAAGAUCUGGGAGAAUCUUUAUCAGGUGUUGAGGCAUUAUUACGUAAACAUGAGGAAUUUGAAAAAAUGCUUAUCUCCCAAAUGGGAAGAAUUGAUGAACUAGAGAAAUUUGCAUCUGUUAUUUUAUCCGUUGAACAUUAUGAAGCGAAUACAAUUCAACAACGUUUAACAUCCGUUUGUGCAAGAAAAGAUAAAUUAAAAAAUAGUGCUUUACUGAGAAGGAAAAAAUUAUUAGAGAGUCAUCAAUUGCAUCAAUUUUUAAGAAAUAUUCACGAAGUCGAGAGUUGGUUAAAUCAAAAACAACAAGUUGCGAGUGAUGAAAAUUAUCGUGAUCCCACUAAUUUACAGACUAAAAUACAAAAACAUUUGGCAUUUGAAAGUGAAUUGGCUGCGAAUAAAGGGAGAAUUGCAUCGGUUAUCGCUGAAGGUGAACGUCUCAUUGAAAAUCAUUACGCUUCCAAAGAGAUACAAGAGAGACUCGAAGUUUUUGAAGCUGAAUCACGUCUUUUGCAGGAGACAAGUGAAUUGAAGAAAAAUAGACUCAAUGACGCCUAUCAGGCACUUUUAUUUGGACGAACUUUAGAAGAAUUUGAGGCAUGGAUGGACGAAGCUGAAACGCAACUUCAAUCUGAAGAUCAUGGCAAAGAUCUUUCUAGUGUUGCUAAUUUACUAAAACGACAUACAAAUUUAGAAAAUGACGUUAUUGGACAUAAUGAUGCAUGUGAAACGAUUAAAGAAACAGCUGCCGUUUUUAUAAGAACAAAACAUUUUAUGUGUGAAGAAAUUCAAGAAAGAGCGAAUGCAACAAUUAUGAGAUUUCAUAGUCUACAAGAGCCGAUACAAAUAAGAAGGGACAAUUUGGAAGAUGCAAAAUUAUUGCAUCAAUAUGCAAGAGAUGUGGAAGAUGAACUUCAUUGGUUAUCAGAGAAGGAAUUAAUUGCAGCGAGUGCCGAUCUUGGGAAUUCAUUAAUGUCCGUUCAGAGAUUACAAAAGAAGCAUCAAUCACUCGAAGCUGAAUUAAUAUCGCGUGAACCCGUUGUAGCUUCGCUUGCAAGCAGAGCUGCGGCAAUGAUUCGAAGUGGACAUUUUGCAUCAGGAAAAAUUGAAUCCCUAUCAAAAGAACUUCAAGAAAAAUUAACCCACCUCAGAGAUUUGGCAUGUAUAAGAAAAUUGAGAUUACUCGACGCUGUUGAAUCGCAAAUGUUUUAUGCUGAAGCAGCAGAAGCUGAACAAUGGAUUAAGGAAAAAUAUCCUCAACUUGCAUCGUCUGAUUGUGGUAAAGAUGAAGAUUCCGUUCAAUCGUUAUUGAAAAAACUCGAAGGUAAUGAACGCGAUCUUUCUGGUUUUCGAACAACAAUCGAAAAUCUCAAACUCCUUUCUCGUGGUCUAAUCGAGAGACACCAUUUUGAUAGUAAAACUAUUUCAAAUAAACAGCAGGAAAUAGAAAAUAAAUUUGAGGAUCUACAAGCACUCAAGGAAAGGAGAUCACAAAGAUUAAUGGAAAGUGAAAAAUAUCAUAAAUUCAUUAGACAAGCCGAUGAAGUUAUUGAAUGGAUUGGUGAUCAAACGACAGUUGCCGCUUCCGAAGAUUAUGGCCGAGAUGUUGAGCAUGUUGAACUUUUGAUACAAAUUUUCGAUAAUUUUCUCGGGGGCCUGACGACAAGCGAAGGACGUGUUAUAAACAUCAUAGAAGCUGGUCAGAAUUUAAUUGAGGAAAAUAAUCCCGAAUUGAUAAGGAUUCAUAAGAAAAUUGACGAAACAAAACAACAGUGGGAGGAUUUAAAAGAACUGGCUCACGCCCGUCAGGAAGCAUUGGCAGGAGCUAAACAAGUACACAUGUUUGACAGAACAGCUGACGAGACAAUUGCCUGGAUACAUGAGAAGGAGGCAAUUCUCAGUUCAGAUGGUUAUGGAGAUGAUUUGGAAACAAUUCAAGCAUUGGUACGAAAACAUCAGGGAUUUGAAACUGAUUUAGCGGCUGUUAAAGAACAAGUCGAAUCUGUUAUUGAAGAAGCAUCAAGACUUGCUGAACUUUUCCCCGAUGCAAGAGAACAUAUUGCAGUUAAACACGAAGAAGCCGAUGAAGCAUGGAUUGAACUCCUUAAGAAAGCAGCUCAACGUCGAAAUAAACUUUCUCAAGCUGAACAAUUACAGGCUUACUUUGACGAAUAUCGAGAUCUUAUUUCCUGGAUAAAUGAAAUGGUUGCCAAAGUAACUGCGCCUGAAUUAUCUCGCGAUGUUUCCGGAGCUGAGGCACUAAUUUCCCGUCACAAUGAAUACAAAACUGAAAUUGAUACCCGAAGUGAUGCGUUUAAAAAUUUCUUCCAAACAGGUCAAGAUCUUAUUGAUCAAGGCCAUUUUCUAGCGAAAGAAAUAACUGACAAAAUCUCAGUUCUAGAGCAAAGAAAACAAAUUCUAAAAGAUAUUUGGGAUUCAAGAAAACUUGUUUACGAGGAAAAUUUAGACACCCAAGUAUUUAAACGCGACGCAGAGAUGUUAGAAAAUUGGAUUGUCAAUAGAGAACCAAUGCUUCAUGAUGGAAUACUAGGGGAAUCAAUUUCCCAAGUUGAGGAACUCAUUCGAAAGCAUGAGGAUUUCGAAAAAACGAUACAAGCCCAAGAGGAUAAAUUCGAAGCCCUUAAACGAGUGACAAUGUUGGAGAAAGCAUUCCAAAGACAACUUGAAGCCGAAAUGGCUGCACGUCAAGCUGAGAAGGAGAGAAUCGAAAAAACAAGGCUAGAAGAAAGAAAACGAAAGGAAGUGCAAAGAAUCACCGAAGAACGAAAACGUGAAGAGGAACGAAGAAAAAUUUCCGAUCGACAUGAAGAAUUCAAUGGAAAAUCAAAUGAUUUGUCACCUAAAGGAAUUGAAAAGGAGAGUCCCGAUCAAAAAUCAUAUGGCAUUACUCACAUAUUCGGCGAAAGAUUAAAAAGAACAACAGCCGAUAUUAAACGCGCCGAGAGUAUGAAAGUAGACACAAAGAAACCAAAAAGAACUCCUAGUUUUACAACCCGAAGACGAACACAAAGUUUCCGUAAGCAUCAAAGAAUGGAAAAUAUGAACGAUCUUCCACCAGUGGAAAUUCAAGGUAUGUUGGAAAGAAAACACGAACUACAAAAUGGUGGUAAAAAAGCUGCGGUUCGUUCAUGGAAGCAGUAUUACACAGUUCUUUGUGGUCAACUAUUGUGUUUCUUUAAAGACAUUGAAGAUUUUGUCUUAAGUAAAGCGGCCACUGCUCCAAUUACAAUAUUCAAUGCAACAUGCGAAAAAGCCGAGGAUUAUACUAAACGAAAAAAUGUCUUCCGUCUAAAAUGUACCGAUAAUUCUGAAUUCUUAUUCCUUGCGCCAAGCCGUCAAGAAAUGGAAGAUUGGGUUAAUAAAAUUUCUUUUCACGCCAAACUUCCACCCUGUAUGCAACUGUUGAGUUAUGAUGAAUCACAAAAAGAAGGAUUGGAAAGAUUGAAAAAUCCCACACAUCAAGACGAUACAAUUUCAACUGGCAGUAGUCGUGCAUCAACACCUGAAAUGGAGAGAAGAAAUUCAGUAAUAAGACGUGAUGUUGGCGAUAAUUCAAUAAAUAAAGUUCAAACUGAAUUUUUGCAAAUACAUCAUCGACAAAAUCAACCACGCAAGGAAUUGAAAAAUAAUGAUUCUAUCACAUCUCAAAUUUCAUCUGAAUCACCACAACAGAUGCAUCCAGAAUAUUUACAAAUUCAUAAACAACAAUUAAUGCGACAAGAACAAAUUCCUGCAAGAGACUUUAAUAAGCAUCCAAGUGAUUUGAUUGAUAAACCACCGAUUCCACCUAGAAAUGCACCAUCAUUUAUUCCUGCUAAAUCAUCGAGCUCUGAAAAUGUUGUCCACAGAUAUAAUGAUGUAAACCAGCAUGUACAACAAGCAAGACCUCAGUCGUAUCAAUAUCAACAACGUGGUAUUAAUUACGGUCAUAAUGGGUCUGGUCAAUACCCUUCUAACGAAGAAUUUAAUCGUCAGCACAAUAUAGAUCCUAAUCUUCAACAUGCAGACUUAGUGCCACCUCUACCAUCAAGUGCUCCUCCAACAAACAGAGCAGUCCAAUGGAAUACUUCCAUUGAUCCAGUUUACGGCAAUAUGGUGCCUAGCCCUAGACAGGGUGGACCUGUAACAAUUAAUACGUUUACUGGUAGACCAGCAUCUCUACCUCCCUACAUAUCACCUCCACCUGCCAUAAGUCAAGAAGGACAAAAUAUUUCAGUGGUGGAUGGAAGAAGACCAUCUGAAAGUGGAUCGGAAAGCGAACACAAUGCAACAGGAUAUCGUAAAGAUCGAGAUUUUAAAAGAAGUUCCGUUUUAAGUAAUCUUUUCGGAAGAAGAAAAAAGCCAUCUCAGUCUUAAAUUUAUUUUUUUAAAUCGUAAUGAAAUCGUAUCGACUUAAAAAAUUUGAUCUUCAUUACAAAUGAACCAAACAGAAAUUAUUUUUUCUGAUCAAUAUAUUCAAAAUUAAGUCCAAUUUAAUAUAAAGAAAAUUAAAUAUAAUUUUUUAUAAAAAAAAAGAAAAUACGGUACAAAAUAAUAUUUUUUGAGGAUAAAAGACUUGUUAAAUAAAUUCUACUAAAUUUUAUAACAGAUGGCGGAUUUUUAUAAAUGUUUGUUUCAGAUAUUUAAUACUUUAUCAUAUCAAUUAUAAGUCAUAUAUUUUUAUAAAUACGAAAGUGGGAAGAAUAAUUUAAAAUACAAAAGAAGAGUAAUUCAUGCACGACCUAAGCAUUUAUAUUAGCAAUGAACUACAUAUAUAUAUAUAUAUAAUAUUAAACUUAUCACUUCCCAAAAAAAAAGAUUUAUCAAUAUGUCGGUUUAAUGUGUACCUGACCUUGACGGUAAAAUACUUUAUAUUACAUGGUAAUUGAAAUUAUAAUUGUUUAUAUUGUAGAUGACAUAAUACUUAUAAAUUAUAAAUAUAAUUAUAAAUAUUCUAUAUGAUAAAAGUAACAGUUGGGACCAAUGACUGUAUUCUUGAAGAUCCUAAAAUAUUUCUGUACUUUUGAAUAAAGAUAAUAUUUUUAAAUAGUAA